Mytilinidion resinicola is the source of this 765-nucleotide messenger RNA. RefSeq lists its product as uncharacterized. The transcript has a single exon. The coding region runs from base 204 to 725 and encodes 173 amino acids. NCBI's taxonomy places the organism in Eukaryota, Fungi, Ascomycota, Dothideomycetes, Mytilinidiales, Mytilinidiaceae. The record is from RefSeq and is a predicted model, not a curated record.
GAAGACAAGGGCAUAGGACAGGGUGAAGACGCUGGGAUUCAGCGUGCCCGUCAGCCCAUUGCAACCCUCGCCUUCAUCGCUUCACAUCCCGGUCGCCGCGCUGCUUGUCCGUCUCCGUCCAUACUCGCGACCUCAUCGUCUAGACAGUCCUCCGAAGGAGGCUGCUUUGGUUGGGCACUAGCGCUCCUCAACUCUCCUUCAUUAUGGCCUCCUUUCUGUUCUCCCCUGCUCGUCGUCUCAGUCUACUGCAGGUCCCCAGCUCUGGACGUGUACCCAGCAUCCCCGGCGGCCUUUUGCAUAAUCGAGACGUUCAACUGGGAACGGAUCUCGCCGCCGAUCCCCUCACCAUCAAAGGAAGCCUCGUCUUCCAUCCCCUGGGACGCACGCUGUUGGUAGAGAGUCGUGAGGCCGAGAUCUACGACCAACCUCCACCAUCCGGAGGUCGAAGGUCGCAAGGUAUCGCCUCGGAGAUCCGGCCGCCCCUGGAGCAUCGUAACCAAGAUAUGGGCGAGAUUCAAGCCAGGGUGUACAUCACGACCUCAGCUUUCUGUGGUUGCAGCGGCAUGGCGGCCUCACCACUUGCAAGCCCCCUUGAAGGUCGAGAUCUAGGAAAGAGGUUCGGCUCUCCAGGACAGCGACAUAGCCCUGAUCGUGCGGCCAUUCCACCCUGGCCAGACUUGAUUACAGUCAGAGUCUACUGCAGCCAUAUCCAUUCCAAGCCAUGAUGUUGCCCGUCUUGGACGAGAGUCAUGGAUCCUGGCUUCG